Messenger RNA from Dovyalis caffra, 507 nucleotides. The record is from the annotation of a GenBank genome assembly. NCBI's taxonomy places the organism in Eukaryota, Viridiplantae, Streptophyta, Magnoliopsida, Malpighiales, Salicaceae.
AUGGCUCAAACACUGGCAAUGCCUGUGGUGCCCUCUCUUUCUGUAAUAUGCAACGGAUUCAAAAAGACUUCUCUCUCCAACACCAUCUCUCUCCCUAUUUCAAACCCUCCCAAGGUUGGCAGCCUAAGCAUCCGAUGUGCCCGUGUUGGAGGAGUGGAGAUUCCAAAUAGCAAGCGAAUUGAAUACUCUCUUCAGUACAUUCAUGGAAUUGGGCGUGCAAAGUCACGCCAAAUCCUCUCAGAUCUUAGCAUGGAAAACAAAAUCACCAAGGAUUUAUCAGAGGAUGAGCUCAUUACUCUUCGUGAUGAAGUUUCCAAGUACAUGAUUGAAGGAGAUUUGAGGCGGUUUAAUGCCCUCAAUAUAAGGAGGUUGAAGGAGAUUCAGUGCUACAGAGGGAUACGACAUAUUCAGGGUUUGCCAUGCAGGGGGCAGCGCACGAAGAACAAUUGCCGGACCUUGAAGGGGAAGAGAGUUUCUAUUCCAGGAAAGAAGAAAGCUCCUCGUUAA